Messenger RNA from Cadophora gregata, 1050 nucleotides. RefSeq lists its product as uncharacterized. The coding region runs from base 1 to 1050 and encodes 349 amino acids. The transcript has a single exon. NCBI's taxonomy places the organism in Eukaryota, Fungi, Ascomycota, Leotiomycetes, Helotiales, Ploettnerulaceae. The record is from RefSeq and is a predicted model, not a curated record.
AUGGCUCCCGAAGACACAAGCCAGCUCUAUCCCCUCUACAACACGACUUUCUCCCUCCACCGAGUUUCUCCCCUCCACACGGGCAGCAAGGACGCUCUCAGCAACUCAACGCUGCGCAAACUUGCAAGACAGUUCCGCGAUAUACUAGCUGGAGAAGUCCUGCGCGGCGUACGAAUAGGCUUAGGACAGGACGCCGAUGCACUGGCACGCGUCGGAGCUCUAGAGACUGUGACAUGGCGACUCCUGCCCGAGGAAGAGACAUGGAGCGCGGAGGACGAGACACAAUUGGCGAACGACGAUACGACUGUGAGCUUGGCUGUCUGCAGAGGGAUGAUUGUUACAGUCACGUACGAGAAAAUGGCAUACAAGGCAAUUCUGCUACGAGACGAGAGGGGCGAUUACCCGGAUGCUUCGAUGGUAACCGUCCGCGAGGAGACAAAUGGUUUCCAGCACUUCCCGCUGCUGCUGUCCCGGAUGCCAGGGUCGUUGCGGGAAGCAUUCGCCAACUUCCUGAUGGAGACAUUCGAUACACGAGUUUCGGCAUUGCAUUUCUCAACUACGUACCUUACUGAUGCGUUCGAGAGAUACGUUGCAGAUAUAUCCAUUGGCGGUGAUGGUGAGCCACUGGACAUGAUUGAGAAGAGCCGAGCUCUGAGAAAUACAAUCAAGGAGACGCUAGUGGUGGUUGGAUUUGAUGUUCCUGGCGCAACUGGGUGUCUGAAAACGAUUGAUAUCAAUAUCGCAAGAGAGGAUCUUCCUCGCAUGAUCGCAAGAGGGAAGAAGCUUGGACGGCAAGAGAACAGCGAAUCUCCGUUCUUUGAUGCAUUGGCAACGUACAUCAAAGGACACUUAGCAUUGGACUUGCGGAAUGAGAAAGUCAAGAUUCUAAGAGUCGCUUGUGGUGCUUUUGUUCUUGGUGCUGAGGGCAAAGUCAAGUUGACAUAUUUGACGGGAAGUGGUGAUGCAGAGUCGUCUCGAGGUGCAGCUACUCGCCGACUUGUGAAUGGAUUCAUUGGACAGGCAGCAGGGGGAUCGCUGUCAGCUGGUUGA